Molecule: messenger RNA, 4246 nt
Organism: Haliotis rubra (blacklip abalone)
Lineage: Eukaryota; Metazoa; Mollusca; Gastropoda; Lepetellida; Haliotidae
Exons: 21
Coding region: 169-3237 (1022 amino acids)
Source: RefSeq, a predicted model, not a curated record
CAGGUCUGCAAAUGAGAACGUACAUUGUUGGAGGACAGGACAUGUAAGGAGACUUAUAACCUUCAGGCUUCUGUUACACAGGGAGAAUUUCUUGAUGGCCAAGCCACGUGUUGUAAAAUCAACUGACCAGUGAGGGUUGAGAAACGAGCGGAUCUCAAUAUAUAAAACAUGGAAGGAUCAGCAGUUACCGAACUAAGCUCUUUAUUACCAACUGUGAAUAGGUUUAGUAAAGAAGAAACCAGUCAUAAAGAACAGACCAAUGAUAGAACGGUUCUUAUGAAGGAAGCUGAUUCUGACCAAUCAGAAGACACGUUACAUGCUAUCGAUGCAACGUUCAGGAUCCCCCUUUUGCGUGACCCCGUGAACCAUGAAGAUCCAACCAAGCGUAAAAUUGACUUCAGCGUUCGAGUAGGCGCCUCUUUGGCGAGAACGGAGGAUAGUUAUGUUAGGAUUAUCCAGCGGGAGUUUGUUGGAACAGAUUUAUCCACGACGAGUACCGACACAAGUGCAGAUAAUUAUCCCCGAGUCUUUCAGAAGGAACGCCGUGUGAAAGUGUCGCCUCGUUUUGGAAUUACGUCAAUUCGACGGCGGAGGGAUAGCCGGAAAGGGUCACUACAAAUCCUUCCGCCGAAGAGUUACAUUACUGAAGAAACGUGCCUGGCUCGAUUCCAGCGUAUAGGUCGGGCCGUCAAGAUCAUAUCAAGCAUAUGUAGCACUCUCAAAAGACACGUGAAGGAGAAUGACACUCGCACUUGGUCGUCGGUGGAGAUGUACUUGCACGUGCAGGAUGACCUCAACAAGAAGUUGGCGUUCAACCCACUGAACUUCACCAUGGUUGCACCGCCCCGGAAGGGAGAGAGAUUAGAACACCUCUUACAAAUACCCCCGUCGGAUAGAACUGCCAAGGAUAUCAAAAUGAUUCUGGCGUAUAUCCGGGGGCAUGCCUCCAUUCGUGAUUAUCCCUCGGACGUCCAAAUACAUAUGUGCAAACAUAUGUUAUACCAGAAAUACGAAGACAGACGCAUCGUUCUGAAACAGGGGCAUCCUCCCUCCGCCUUCUACUUCAUCCUCACGGGCGCCCUCAUCGUCAACAUCGAGGAUAUCAACCCCAACAACGGCAAGAAGUUCACCAGGACCGUCUCAGAACUGACGGCAGGGGACUGUUUUGGGGAACUGGCUCUGUUGGAGAGAAGCACUCGCACAGCUACAGUCAUAUGCAAGACCACCGUGGAAUUGCUGGUCGUCCUCAAAGAGGAUUUCGACGUAAUAAUCCGUCAACCUUUAAUUCGUCAGCGGCUCAGUCAUAUACGGUUUUGUCAAUCCCUUGUUUUGUUUGAAGACUUCCCAUGCGGCGUGUUUGCGAGUGCGCCGGAUGAUUUCUUUUACCAGUACAUCCCAGACGAUUCAAUUGUGGUGAAAGAUAGCCGUGAAUGCCGAUAUCUGAUCGUUGUUAAAUCAGGCAAGUGUUCUCUCGUGGCACCCUACAAAGAAUCGAGCCAGCGUAAGGAGAAACCGCUGAAGAUAAGGGAGGACUUGGAGAGAGCGUUUCCUUACUACGCGGAGAAGCGCAAAAUGAACAGCAGACCAAAAACGGGGUUAGCUCUGGAGAGGACAGCAAGUGACUUCCGGGACUCGCUGGAGGUGGGUCUGCUGACGGGAGUGGUGGACAAAAAACAGCUGGUGGAACGUGGGGUGGAGCAUCAGAGAGGCCAGGUGGGUAGAAGGUGGGGAGGUUGGCAGGUGUGGUGGACAAGAGGCAGUUGGUGGAACGUGGGGUGGGCAUCAGAGGGGCCAGAGAGGCCAGGUGGGUGGGUGGGGGAGGCGUUGGCAGGUGCGGUGGACAAGAGACAGUUGGUGGAACGUGGGGUGGAGCAUCAGAGAUGCUUCAGGUGGGUAAGGGUGGAGGCCUGGCAGGUCAUUAGAGACGGUUGGUGGAACGAAAGGGUGGAUAACCGUGAGAGGCUUAGGUGGGUAGAAGGUGGGGGAGGCUUGGCAGGUGUGGUGGACAAGAGACAGUUGGUGGAACGUGGGGUGGAGGCAUCAGAGGGCCAGGUGGGUAGAAGGUGGGGAGGUUGGCGGGUGUGGUGGGCAAAGAGAGCAGCUGGUGGAACGUGGGGUGGAGCAUCAGAGAGGCCAGAGAGACAGAUGCUGGUGGAACGUGGGGUGAAGCAUCAGAGAGAGGCCAGGUGGGUAGAAGGUAGGGGAGGUUGGCGGCGUGUGGUGGACAAGAGACAGCUGGUGGAACGUGGGGUGGAAGCAUCAGAGGGGCCAGGUGGAACGCAGAAGGUGCAGGGAGGAGGGUUGGCAGGUGUGGUGGACAAGAGACAGUUGGUGGUGGAACGUGGGGUGGGGCAUCAGAGGAGGCCGGUGGUGGACAUGAGGAGGCAGUUGGUGGAACGUCGGGUGGCGGCAUCAGAGAGGCCAGGUGGGUGCCAGAAGGUGGGGAGGGUUGGCAGGUGUGGUGGACAAGAGACAGUUGGUGGAACGUGGGUGGAGGCAUCAGAGGCCAGGUGGGUAGAAGGUGGGGAGGAGUUGGCAGGUGUGGUGGACAAAGAGACAGAUGGUGGAACGUGGGGUGGAGCAGCAUCAAGAGGCCAGGUGGGUAGAAGGUCAACAGUCAGGUCAAGGUUUGGGAGGAGGGUACCGCGAGUGGAGCAGAGGGUGGGACGUGGUCAGGUGGAUCGUGGUUUGGGGAAGUGGGCGUGGGUGGGUCAGCUAGCUCAAACCACAGGGAGACAGGGGGGUAUUAACACUGUGAGUUGUGUAUUAUUUCCUCUCCAGGGCGGGGAGGAUGAAGACAGCACGUUCUGGGCGAUGAGACUGAGGGGACCCUCCGUCCGCCAGAUGAUGAGCAAAAGGAGAAUCGGGUCCAAGUCGAACUACAGAGCAACGUCUGCCCAAAACAUGAAGAAACUGGACUUUCUCCGAGAAAAUACAUCAGUGUCGUUCGCCCAAGUUGCGGAGCUCAAGCAGGGUGCUGUGUUUGGCUUGGAGUCCUUGGUACACCGGCCCAACUCCUCACUCACCCUGGUCAGCCACGGAGCAGAGUGCCUCUUCGUCUCCAAGAAAUUCUUCCUGCAGGAAGCCAACAUCAAGACUCUCCGGGUUGUCAGUGAUAUGGUGAUGACUUACCCUUCACAGGUAUUCAUCCGCGAGCAUGUCAAAGUUCACCGAGAUUGGGUCAAGUACAAGCGCGGGCUAGUGAGCGAGGUGAUUUCCAGAUACGACGGCUCUUGACAACCUCCAGUAUUCGUGACACUUUGAUUCCAACUAAGCCCUUAAAACAGAAUAGCUGCUUAAUGUUAUGGUUCCAUUUCCAGUCUAGGUCUAGAACAGUAAUUAGUGCUGUGUGUCAGACGUUGCUUCAGGCGUUGGAUUCACUCUACGACCGUAGGUCAUGCUUGACGUCAUAGGUUACGUUGAAAGUCGCACGUCAAGGUUUUCUCUAAAAUCGGACACCCUGGAACCGAAUUUUGAAUGGGAUGCGUUCUGAUAGUUGACGAAAGGUGAUGCUCGUGAACACCCCUGCAAUUUAUAUACACUUAAAAAUUAAAUUUGAUAUGGAAAUUACAAACUUAAUAAAAACGUGACAAGGUUGAAAUUGUCGCAGAAACACUGCAAACUGAAUGUCAAACAUAACUAUGAUACCCACAUAAAAUACAUCGCCAUUGAGUAACUAUUUCUCUCUUCUCUCAUUUUAACUAAUAUCAAACGUAGUAACAUAUUUACACCACAGAUUUGAAAUUAAGGAUUGUAGAAUGAAUCCAACCCUGAGGGACACUCUUGGUUAGAUAUACUACUCACUGGAAGUUAAAGAAUAUUCAUUAAUCUGUCUUGAGAGGUUAUGAAUACAGUCAUAGACACUUGGGUGUUCUUUACGUUUUGUGUAGUAUGUAUUUGACUUUUGCAUAGUUACGAUCUGUGUUUGUUUACCCUAGUUCAGCGACCUCGAUAGAUUGUUAAUUUCUUUUAUGUGGGUUUAAUUUGGAUGCUUUUAUAAUGUAUGGCCCAAAAUUCAAAUUUGGGUGAUCGUAGAAUAUAAUGGAAAUUUUUAACAUCAAUGUUCGUACUGCAAAUAUUGUUUUUUACAAUUCAUGUUUAUCUUAAAGAUAUAGCAUCCUACUUUGAUAUCUCCAACAUAUUUUGAGAUUCAUAUCUGAUAUAAACUAACCUACUCAGGUUGUGCAAAUCCAUGUAUGUAUGUAUAUAUAUAUACUUGUGAAGGAGUAAAUAGAUCUGACAAUUA